UAACCAAUUUUACUAACAAAUGGUAGCGGCGUUUUCACAUGCACUAAAAUUCUCUGUACAUCGUGCAGUUUUAAAGGAAACGAAACCGAAACUUAGUCUACAGCAAAGCCCUCAUUUCAGGAUAAACUCGCAGCGGUGCAGUAGCUGGAACAUUAUUCAGAAAUGUCUCCAUCUGGUUCCUCAAAGAGGGGGAAAACAACCAGUGGUCUAAACCGACACUACGAAGAAAGGGUGCGACCAUGCAUUGACCUAGUGGACUCUCUCAGGUCCUUAGGUGUUGAAAAAGACCUGAACCUGCCAGCUAUUGCUGUCAUAGGUGACCAGAGCUCAGGGAAGAGUUCAGUGUUGGAAGCCCUGUCUGGAGUGGCCCUUCCUAGAGGAACAGGUAUUGUAACACGAUGUCCUCUAGUGUUGAAACUGAUGAGGGUUUCAAAGGAUGCAACUUGGCGAGGACUGUUGUCAUAUAAGGACCAAAUAAAGAAUCUAAAAGCCCCAGCAGAUGUCGAGAAUGCCGUCUUAAAUGCUCAGAUAGUUUUGGCUGGAACAGGUGAAGGGAUCAGUCAUGAGAUGAUCACUCUGGAGGUCCAGUCCAGUGAUGUUCCUGACCUCACACUCAUCGACCUGCCAGGCAUUGCUAGAGUUGCCACUGGAAACCAGCCAAAAGACAUAGAGAAACAAAUAAAAGAUCUCAUUGAAAAGUUCAUUAAAAGACAAGAGACCAUCAGCUUGGUUGUGGUGCCUGCAAACAUUGACAUCGCUACCACUGAGGCUCUGCAGAUGGCCUUCAGAGUUGAUUCAACGGGACAAAGGACCCUGGGUAUUCUGACUAAGCCAGACUUAGUGGACAAAGGCAUGGAGGAGCUGGUGGUCAGAACGGUCAAUAAUGAAGUAAUACAACUGAAGAAGGGUUACAUGAUUGUGAAGUGCCGAGGCCAGCAAGACAUCAACGAGAAGCUCGAUCUGAUCAAAGCUCUAGAAAAAGAGAGACAUUUUUUUGACAAACAUUCUCAUUUUAGGUCUCUUCUUGAGGAUGGAAAAGCUACAAUACCCCUUCUUGCAGAAAGACUCACAAAAGAGUUGGUUCAACACAUUACUAAAACGCUGCCGCAGUUACAGAAUCAACUGGAAGUGAAACUAGAGAAGACAUCUGAGGAACUUAAAUUACUGGGAGAUGGUGUUCCUUUAGAUGAAAAUGAGAAGAGCAAUUUUCUGAUUACGAAAAUUCGUCAGUUCAAUGAUGCAAUUGAUGGAGUAAAGAAGGCAGAGGAAGAUCUAAAAAACACAGAUGUGAGGGUCUUCACUAAAAGCAGGCAGAAAUUUGGAAAAUGGAAACAAAUCCUAGAUGACAAAACCAUUAAGACGGAGGAAACUCUCAGAGAUGAAGUAACAGAGUAUGUUAAGAAUCGUAGAGGAAAGGAACUUCCUGGAUUUGUGAGCUAUAAAACAUUCGAGAAUAUUGUCAAGAAAUACAUUGAGGAGCUUGAGGAGCCUGCUGUAAAGCUCCUAAAAGACAUCACUGACAUCAUUCACACCUGUGUGGACCACACCGUUAAUUCUCAUUUCAAUGCCUUCUCUAACCUGUUGAGGGCUGCAAAAGAUCCAAUUGAAGAUUUUCUUGAAGAGCAGUUUCAGAAAUCUGAAGAAAAAAUCCGUUCUCAAUUCAAAAUGGAGAAGAUUGUUUACUCUCAAGAUGUUCUCUACAGUCACCAGCUGGAUGAUGUAAAACAAAAAAUCUUUCCACCAAAGGUUUGGCCAUCAUAUUCAAGUGUUAGUGCAGAUGUACGUGAGAUGGGACAGCAUCUCACUGCGUAUUUCAAGAUUACCUGUGACCGUCUGGCUAACCAAAUUCCACUGAUAAUCCAGUACCACAUGCUGGACCAGUACCUUUCUCAGCUUCAGAAUGCAAUGCUCGCCAUAAUUGGGAGGAACAAUCCAAGAGUCCUGCUCCAAGAAGAUUCUGGUGUUGCACGUAAAAGGAAAGAACUAAAAGAGCGAUUGGAGCGCCUGAGGAACGCAGGCAAAGUCCUGUCCAAAUUUGUGCAUUCUGCAUAAUUGUGCUCUGUUGCUGUUCCAGCCCGAGAAGCCUCCGAGUCAAUUUGCUCAAAAUUGUAAGGAAUGUCAGAGUGCGUGGAAACUCCUCAUUUAUAGUUUAUCUGUUAACAUGAAAAACUUUUUUUUCAAUAGCCUACCGCCUACCUGUUACUGGUCUUUUUUUAGAUAACAAAAAUAGUAAAGCAACCUGAAAUGGAAUUGUCUUAUCAUGGUGAAAGAUGAUGAGCCAUUGUCCUUUCAACAGCAAAUACGAAAAUUAAAGAAAUUAACUAAUUGUGUAUUUCAAAUACUAUUCUAAUUACUUGGUAAGGUUUUGUUUUAUGUUGAUCAUUUCUAAUUUGAUUCUCCAAUAAUCUUACCAAGGCUUUCAUUUUACAUUUUUUUUACAUUUCUAUUACAGAAUUACAGAAUUUCAGUUAAUAUAAUGUGAUUUAUUAUAUCUAUAACCUGCAUUAUCAAAUAAAUCAUUUACACUGAAAAAUACAACUGCAUUGUCAUUUCAGGCAGGUCUUUCUUAUAAGAAUUGUAACCCAAACUAUUGCAUGUUUGUGAAAGAAAAACUAUAAAACUAUAGUGUUUUAGGCAAAAUGUUUGUGAAAUAUAUUGUAGAGGAGGUCACAACAUUGAUCUCAUUUUAUAAUUUAGCUGCUUUUAUGCCUUUUUGGAAUGUUGUUGCUGUUGUAUUCAAACAUAUUUUAUAUAUAUAUAUGUGUAUAUUUUCCAUUACCCACUUGUCAAAUUCAUCCAUUGCCUUCAGCUUCUUGCAGAAAGACUCACAGAAGAAUUGGUUCAGCACAUUACUGUAUGUGGGCUGAUCCGAGUUGCUUGGUUAUGGUUUUUAGUGUUCUGGUUUUGAUUUUGAAUAUUUUUGAAUAUUUAUGUACACACUAUAUGUAUGUUUAAAUAAAUACUGAAUUUCUUUCUAAAAAGAUUGAAUCAGUCCAAACAAAAAACAAAUGAAAUGUAUAAUGGUGUGUUUUACCUUUUAUGAUUGAAUGCUCUGUUUUAUUUAUAGACAUUGUUCAUUGCUGUGUAAAACGCAAUGUUGGCUUUCAUUUCAAGGCCUUCUCUCACCUGUUGAGGGCUGCUGUUGGUCUGCAUCUGUCUAUGCAGUUUUAAUUGGAUGCAAUUUGUAUGCAUUUGUAGAUUACCUCUGUCCGACUGGCUAACCAAAUUCCAUUGAUAGUUCAGUACCAAAUGCUGGACCAGUGCAUCUCUCAGCUUCAGAAUGCUAUGCUGGCCAUAACUGGAAGGAACGAUCCAGGAAUACCGCUCCAAGAAGAUUGAGCUGUUGCGCUUAAAAAGAAAGAACUGAAAGAAAGACUGGGACGUCUGAGGAGCGCAGGAAAGGUCCUGUCCCAAGUUUGUGCAUUCUGCAUAAGCGUUGAGAUUAUGAUGUUGGUUUGUGUAUGUUGCUUAGCUCAGAAUUGCAACAGGGUGUCAAAUUUUGGCCGGUUUAAGAAGAAGUUAAGCCAGUUUUUGUGUAAAUUUCAAAUGAACUGUAAUGUCCUGGAAACUGCAAAAAAAAAAAAAAAUAUAUAUAUAUAUAUAUAUAUAUAUAUAUAUAUAUAUAUAUAUAUAUAUAU
Messenger RNA from Puntigrus tetrazona (Sumatra barb), 3638 nucleotides. Its product is annotated as interferon-induced GTP-binding protein Mx-like. The transcript has 12 exons. Gene Ontology annotation, molecular function: microtubule binding; GTPase activity; GTP binding. Gene Ontology annotation, cellular component: nucleus; membrane; cytoplasm. Bases 163 to 2052 code for a protein of 629 amino acids. The record is from RefSeq and is a predicted model, not a curated record. Gene Ontology annotation, biological process: defense response to virus. NCBI's taxonomy places the organism in Eukaryota, Metazoa, Chordata, Actinopteri, Cypriniformes, Cyprinidae.